AAGUGGAGGCGGAGUCACCGGAAGUAGCGCUCGCAGGAGGCAUGGCUGGAGAAGGGGGUGUAGUUCCGCCGUUGAGGCUGGCGGUGCCUCCUUCUCCUCCUCCCCGGGAUCCGCUCCACCUCCUUCCCUGCCGCCUCCGGCACCGAGGACCGGCCCCCGUCCGGAGCUACUUCCAGCCGGCCAUCAGGAAGAACAGCGGAGGCGCAGAGUCUUCAGUGUCUUUUCGGGGGCGAAGCCUCAAAGGGAUACAAGUCUCGGUUCCCGAGGGCUACGUGGGACUGGUCCUGGAGAAGGAUGAGGCCCCUUUGCUGGAGCUGGAGGAGAGGCAACUGCGUGUGAAAUCGGCCUUUGAGUCUCUGACGGUGUGGAACCUGGAAGAGGCACCAAAGAGCACAGAUGAAAUCAUGAUGGCUCUCCAUUGGCCAAAGAUCGCGGAGGGGAUCCAUGCCACUGUGGCUGAUUAAGAAGGACAACAAACAGAGGGCGACCGCAACAUGAAAAGUUGGGGGAAAUAUGCCCAGAAUCUGGAUUUCUAAGAAUGCAAGAGUGAAAAGGCCUUGCCCUGCACUGUCUUUCCAGGUUAGACAUGGAUAGUACUCUCUCCCGAAGGGCAGAUUCUCUUUGCUCCUGCUUACUGUACAAUAAAGUCUCUUGACCUUUUUCUAUAUAUUUCAA
Sceloporus undulatus (fence lizard) is the source of this 675-nucleotide messenger RNA. RefSeq names its product ribonuclease H2 subunit C (gene RNASEH2C). Gene Ontology annotation, biological process: RNA catabolic process. The record is from RefSeq and is a predicted model, not a curated record. The coding region runs from base 42 to 464 and encodes 140 amino acids. The transcript is spliced from 4 exons. NCBI's taxonomy places the organism in Eukaryota, Metazoa, Chordata, Lepidosauria, Squamata, Phrynosomatidae. Gene Ontology annotation, cellular component: ribonuclease H2 complex.